AUGGUGGCAAUGCAGGGAAUGGAAGUUGGCAGAGGGGAGAAUGCUUUCUCCUCCCAGCCCAACUCACCGAAGAGGCUGCUGCUAAACCCGUCCCACACGCAGCCCACGGUGUCCCAGACCCAGCCGUUCCUCAGGCAGGACACGAAGAUCUUUGGGUACUUCUCCUCUGAAGAAGAUUCUCUUGCUUCCCAGAUGGAUGAAGAAAAUUUGGUUUUUCUUGUUUCCAGAAAACAGCGAGUUGUAAUUUCAGGUAGUAGAAGACGGGAUGUGAUUAAAUGCAUUGUCAAGAUCCCUCAGUUGGAUUUACUAAUAACAGCUUCUCAGAAAGGAUUAAUAACAGUCUUUAAUAGCCAGAUGAGAGUCCAGACCAGCACCAAUGUCACGGACACCUCCUGGAUCACAGGAUGUGAUUACCUCUCACAGCUGAAAAGAAUCGUUGCCACUACAGAAAGGACCAUCAUUGUCUGGGAUUAUAAAGCUCAAGGCAGUGGCCAGGAAAACUAUUUUGUCAUAAAGCCUAUGGAUCACUGCCUCCUUUGUGUGUGUGUAGUGUCUCUGCCCGACCAGCUCUGCAGAGAUGAUAUCCUUUUGGGGGAUGAUGGUGGUUUUGUGAACAAAUUCACCAUAAAUAGUGAUGACUUUGGACUAAAGCAGGCAAAAUCCAAAAAAACACUACAAAGCCAAGUCUUAGACUCAAAGAACUUUAAAAGGCCUGUCAGAGAGUUCUCCAUGCCAAGAGGAGCCAACACUUUCUGUUACUGUACAAAAGCAAAUGUGAUUGUCACUGGAGGAGAUGACAAGGUGCUGCGGUUGUGGCACCCAAACAUCAGCACCAAGCCGGUGGGGAAACUUGUGGGGCACAUGUUCAGCAUCACGGAGAUCGUAACAAAUGAGAAAGAUCAACACGUCAUCAGCCUCUCCUCUGCAAAGGUUUUCAGGGUGUGGGAUGUACAGACUCUUUCGCUAUUACAAGUCUUCCAUGACAGCCAUGGAGGACCAGGAGACAUGCAGAUUUAUUCUAUGGUUUACGAUUCCAAUCAUGGCAUGCUUAUUACAGGAUCUAGUGUCAUGGACAUGUACCCUCUGACCAGAAUGGUACAAGAUACAAAACAGAUUCCUCACACUCAUGAACGAGAAAUCAAUGUCAUGCUUUACAACAGAUAUUUUCACCAAGUACUUACUAUCUGUUCUGAAUCCAUCAUUAAGGUUUGGGAACUCAAGACUGGCCUCCAAAUAUACCAGAUUUUAGACCCUCAUGGCUUCAGUGUUGAACUGACUUCUGCAGCUAUUGAUGAAACUGGAUUUCUUUUUGCCACAGGAGCAUAUAAUGGAACAAUUAAAAUCUGGGAUUUCGGCAGUGGGCAGGAGAUGAAAGUGUUGCCGGAAGGGAAAGACUGGAAGGAGGAAGAACAUUGGCUUCAGCGCCUGAUUUUCCUGAAAGCCCAGGAAAAACACCAGCAUUUGGUCCUCACCUUGGAGUGCAAUGGGAAAAUCAAAAUGGUCCAGGGUAAGGAAGAGGAUGCGUAUCUUGUGGUGAUAUGGGAGCUGCCCAAUGUCAUGCCUUUCCUACAAGACGUGAAUCACACUGUGCAUCUGAGGACAUCUCCUAAACAUAGGAGCAUGCGUAUUCCUUUCCCAGAUGUUGAGCUAGUAGAGAAAAACUUUUCUCAACAUGUUAAUGUAAGUUUCAUUUCUUGUAUGGAAGUGAACUGCAUUGAUUUAUUGCAAGUAGAAGGAUAUAAUUUGAUAGCUGCUGGAACCUUAAAUGGUGUGAUUAUCUUAUGGAAUUUUGUAAACUCUACUGUCAAAGAACUGUACAGACCUGAAGAUUGCUUCACUGUGGAUCCUGAUUUGGAUCCCAAACGCUUUAGAAUUAACAACAUACUGUUCCUCUUUCGAUCCUCUGAAUGUGCAAGGAGAUCGAGUCAGGAUUCCGUGUGCUCUUCGUCUCAAUGUGAUUCUAGUAAAGGUCCACAGAGUAACAAGGGAAGCAAGCAGAGCAUACAUGACAAUGAGGUUAAAGGUGAGAAAACUGAUGUCACAGCGGGAGAGCAACAGCUGGUGGACAAAAAACAACCUGGGGGCACCAAUGUAGUUGAUACUCAGCCCCCUGUCAUUGUCACCGCUCAUGAGGAUGGACACCUUCGCUUUUGGACUAUGGAGGGAAAACUGCUGAAAAAUAUGCUGCCUUUCACCAAACAUUCUGCCAUUUCUCUGACGUCACUAUAUACGGAUUCGUGCACCAGGGUACUUCUGACCGGGAAUGUGGAAGGACAUGUUAUCCUUUGCAGUAUUAGUUCCUUCCUGGAUCCACCUCACGAAGAAAAGAAAUUGAAGCAGCUGCUUGCCUGGCGAGCUCAUUCUUUAGAAAUUAUUCAAGUGAUCUACGUAGAAGACAAGCAAAUGGUUCUUACUGCCUCCAUCGAUGGAUCAGUAAGGCUUUGGCAUGCCUUCAGUGGUCAUUACUGUGGAUAUUUUGGGCAGCAAAGAAUGUUUGAAAUAUCACAAACAAGUGAUUUCAUUUUGCCAUGUGAUGUUAAUGAAUAUCCUGUAGAAAUAAAAGAAGAAAACAAGUUCACAGAGAAGAAGCAAAAAUAUGAAUAUCCUCUGGUAUUUGACCAGCAAAAAUGGAAAAAAAUGAGCUCAAUGUCUUUGCUUUUCAAACGUACACCUCCCAAGGCUUUUGAAGUGGAUCAUGACUUUAAGUUUUUCAAGUCUCUUUCUUCUCCCAAGAUUCAAAGACGGGCCUUAGAAGGAUUCCUGACGGAAAACAGAGAGGCAGGGAUUGUUUUUGGUUCUCUGCCUAUAUAUAGGGUACAGAGCCCCACCAGCCUAAGAUUCCUUCCACUCAUUGGCUCAGACGCACAAAGGGAGUCUGCAGAUGGCAUUUCAGGAAAAAAGAAGGGGAUUCAUGUUCAACAUGAAAAAAUGUCACGAAGGAGAAGUCUGAAAAGACAUUUAGUCCCACAAAUAAAUCUGGCUUCUUCCUUCUUCCCAUUCAUCUCCAAGUGA
Molecule: messenger RNA, 3012 nt
Organism: Leptonychotes weddellii (Weddell seal)
Lineage: Eukaryota; Metazoa; Chordata; Mammalia; Carnivora; Phocidae
Source: RefSeq, a predicted model, not a curated record